Molecule: messenger RNA, 3049 nt
Organism: Eucalyptus grandis
Lineage: Eukaryota; Viridiplantae; Streptophyta; Magnoliopsida; Myrtales; Myrtaceae
Product: E3 ubiquitin-protein ligase UPL5-like
Exons: 3
Coding region: 430-2739 (769 amino acids)
Biological process (GO): proteasome-mediated ubiquitin-dependent protein catabolic process; positive regulation of protein catabolic process; protein polyubiquitination
Molecular function (GO): ubiquitin-protein transferase activity; protein binding
Source: RefSeq, a predicted model, not a curated record
UGAUUUCCUCUUAGCGUAAAAAAAAACUCUCUCUCUCUCUCUCUGCUUCCAUUGAUGAACUCUGCUGCUUGCACACAGCCGACUCUCUCUCUUACUUUCUCUCUCUAUCGCCGCCGCCGCCGCCGCCGCCGCAGCCGCAGCCGCAGUUGCCGAUCGCCGAUCACCGUCUUUCUCUCUGCUCCCGGCCGCGAUCGCUGGGCCGUCCGGUGCGUUUCUUGGGUUUUUGUUGUCUAGCUGCUGCCCGGCGGCGUCGCCCGAUCGGUGGAAUUCCAGGGUUUUAGAGGCCCCCGGCGAUCUCCGCCGCCCGCGCCCCGCCUCCUUGAGCUCCUUCCUCCGCCGCGGCGACCGACGUCCACGGCGGCGCGUGAGCUCCUCCCCCCCGAACGACAGCCGCCGCCUCGCCUCCGCCGUUCCAGCGAUACCGUCAGGAUGGCCUUCGCCUCGCGGCUCCAGUUCUUCGUGAGGACCAAUGGCAAGAGCUUGGUCUUCCAGGCGAAUUCCAGCGAUACCGUGCAGUCGCUGCACGAGCGGAUUCAGCUGAUCACUGGAAUUCCCGUCAUUGAACAGUGGCUGAUUUACAGAGGGAAGAAGCUGCAGUGCGAGAAAUCUUUGGCCGAGUGUGCUAUCCAAAAUGAUGCCAGCCUGAAUUUGGUCGGCCGAAUGCAGAGCACGGGGCACCCGCAGGCUUGGCGAAUCAUUGACGACAUGAUUUCGAUUGUUCGCCACCUUUGUGAAGGUAAAACCGUGAACGAUGCUCUUAAAACUAUUAGAACUAAGAUAUCGGAGUACCUGUCGAUGACUCCUAAGGAUGAUGAUGAUGCAGCUACUGGGCAUCUUCAGCUAUUUAUGUCAUUUUCUGUGCCUGCGGCGCUUGUUAUGCUCUACAUGUCGCCAAUUAGGGAUAACAAGGAGCAUGCCGAGGAGUCAAUUAGGCAUUUCCUAGAAUCAUGUAUAACUGAGUUGCCAAAGUCUUUGCGAUCGCGCUGUGCACCAAUAGUGCUGGAGUUUUGUAACCUGCUCAGGAGAAUAGCUUCUGAUGAUCCGUUGUACUUGUCUUGCCGGAGUAGUCUGGGGUCGAUGAUGGAGGUUAUUAAGGUUCAAUGGGUAUUGGACCAUACCGAAAGUGUGAAGAGAGCGAUAUCUAUAAAAGAGAUAUUCCCUUUCGUUAAAGAGCUGGCAGAUAAGUUGUCCGAAGUUUUGGAAUUGUUCCCUCAUACUAUAGCUAGUGUGAGCGAUGUCAAUGAUUUCACGAUGUUUUUGCGCCCUUUGCGAACUGUAAUGUCUGGAUACAAGGGUUUCAAGCAUCCAAUCUCUUUGCCUAUGGAAAAUGAACACCACAAUGUUCUGUUGUGUAAGGAGGCAGUCGAAUCGCUUUAUCAUAUCUUUGUGGACAUGCUAAAGAAGAUGGAUGAGUGCCUUUUCAGAAUGGAGCAUUGCUUAUCUGCAAACGUAAGUGGGGAAAUUGAUUGGUCUCCAUAUCUUACUAUUUUGAAAGAACUGAAUGCCAUUUCUAAACUUUAUUUGGGUUCUGAGAAAGAAUUUUGGACGAUUUUGAGCAAGAGGAAGCGUGCAUUGUGUAUGGAUUUUGAAUCUAGGAGGCACUUAGUGAUGAUGAUGUUCCCUGAAGUGAAAAAGGACUUUGAGGAACAACAUGAGAUGCUGAUCGACAGGUCUCAAUUAUUGUCAGAAUCAUUCGAGUAUAUAGCUAAUGCAGAAGCUGAAUCUUUGCAUGGGGGUAUAUUUAUGGAAUUUAAGAAUGAGGAAGCAACUGGUCCUGGUGUCUUGCGCGAGUGGUUUGUUCUGGUUUGCCAAGCUAUUUUCAAUCAACAAAAUCCUCUUUUUGUAGCAUGUCCCAAUGAUCGCAGAAGGUUCUACCCAAAUCCAGCCUCUACGGUGGAACCCCUGCACCUCAAGUAUUUCAACUUUUCUGGUCGAAUGAUAGGCUUAGCUCUGAUGCAUAAAGUACAAGUAGGGAUUGUUUUGGAUCGGGUAUUUUUCUUGCAAUUGGGUGGAUAUUCUAUUUCUCUGGAAGACAUAAGAGAUGCGGAUCCUUACAUGUAUAAUAGCUGCAAGCAGAUUCUGGAAAUGGAUGCUGAAGUUAUUGAUUCUGAUGCUUUAAGACUAACAUUCGUCAGAGAAGUUGAGGAGUUGGGGUCGAGGAGAGCUGUGGAACUCCGUGAUGGUGGGAAGGGCAUGGUGGUGAAUAGCAAGAAUAGGAAUGAUUAUGUUGAUCGUCUCAUAAACGAUCGGUUUGUUACCUCAAUCUCUCAACAGGUAUUGCAUUUUGCACAAGGUUUUGGUGAUAUUCUUAGCGACUUGGGGUUGCAGAAGUUCUUUUUUCAAAGUUUAGAGCUUGAAGAUAUUGAUCAAAUGCUACAUGGGAGUGGGAAUGAUAUUUCUGUUAAAGAUUGGAAGGCACAUACAGAGUACAAUGGUUACAAAUUUAAUGAUCCUCAGAUAGUCUGGUUUUGGAAGAUUGUCAGAAAAAUGUCACCACAGCAGAAAAAGAAUAUCCUUUUCUUCUGGACGUCGGUGAAGUAUCUGCCUGUGGAGGGAUUUCAGGGUUUGGCGUCUCGCCUUUACAUAUACAAGUCUAUGGAGGACAUCAGCCACCUACCAUCAUCCCAUACAUGCUUUUAUCGUCUGUGCUUUCCACCUUAUCCCAGCAUGACCAUCAUGGAACAGCGCCUUUCCAUCAUCGCUCAAGAACAUGUAGGCUGCAGCUUCGGUACUUAUUGACAAUUCGAUUUCAUCAUUGGACGCUUAAAGGGCAUCAUAACCAUCUGAUCUAUCAUUGGACGCUUAAAGGGGGUGUUGUAGAUAUUUUGUGUCGUCUGUCUUCUGUCGUUGAGGUCUUUGUUGUUCCCCUCUUUUGACUGUUCAUACAUAUAUUUAUAGAUGCAGGGUAUAAACAAAGUUUCGAUGCAGGAUGAAAGGGAAGCUCAUCCACCUUUGCGAGACUUCAUUUUUCUGGUAGAGAUGGUCACUUUGCUUUGACAUGUAGAUAUACAGAAAGAUUGACUGCAAUACAUCUCUCUCUCUCUCUCUC